ACGUUUGACAUAAAAGUUAGUUGUGGACAGGGGUUUCAGAUCUGAAAUAAGUGUUUCCCAUGUACAAUCAUGAAAGAACAGUAAUGUAGGGAGAGACAGAGGGCAGAGGUCAUGGAGGCACAUAAAGCAUAGAGAUCUGCAUGGUUUAUGAUUAUGUUAUAAGCUAAAUGCUAAACACGUUUACAUUUCUUAAGUGACCUUUAAAUGCCUUGCUGUCUUUAAGCUUCUCUUUUCUCAAUUUUUUUCAAAGCAGGUCCAUUUAUUUGUCUUUUUGCGCAAGUCUGUAUUUUCCCUAUCUGUUAACCACCCAAAAAGUUUCCAGCAUCUUGUGCAAUAUUUGACAAGUGCACCAUUUAAAGGGAAAGACUGGUCUGAGAAACAAUACAGAAUGAUGCUGCAGGAAAGGCUUCAGAAGGCUUUGAGAAUGAAGGGUAUUGCAGUCUUUUUGCUGGCACUAUGCUGCUGUCUGUCUGGGACACAGGGUCAGGGAGACCACGAGGACCAGAAAGCAUGCUGCCCAUCUGACACUGGUUCUCUGAUGAAAGAACUGAUAUCUAUAGGAGAGAAACUAGGAGCCAUGGGGGAGAAACUGGGAACUAUGGGGGAUAACCUGAGACUCAUGGAGACCCGGUUACAAACCAGUGAGAAUGAAGUGGAGGAGCUGAAGAGACUAACUGGAGGCCGGCCUCAGGUGGCCUUCUCCGCAACUCUCCGGGAGACAGGCCAUGGGAACACUGGACCUUUCACCACUCCCAUUCCCCUGCAGUACAAGAAGGUCUUCUCAAACACUGGCAGCUCCUACAACCCUGCCACAGGUAUCUUCACUGCAACGGUCAAAGGAAUGUACUACUUCCGUUUCACGAUGAUGAACAACCAGAAUGACACUCCUAAUUCUGUGGUGCGCUUGACCAAGAAUGGCCAGGGGCUGGUGUCUGUCUGGGACACGGUAGGAACCGAUGCCCAGGACAGUGGCAGCAACGCAGUGGUCAUUCCUCUGGAGGUGGGAGAUAAUGUCUAUGUUGAGUUGCAGGCUAACAGGCUGGUCUAUGAUGACGGGAUGAACUACAACACCUUCAGUGGCUUCUUGCUCUUCACCAUGUAAACAUGGAACACAUUUCAACAGCUAAAUGGUUGAAAUUACUUAAUUUUUUUAUAAGGGCUGGAUUCAAUCCGUAUCGCGUUGACAUUUAAAGACAAUGUCCCCGCGUCGGCGGCAACUGCAUUUACAGCAAACGCUGCAUAUGACGUGUCAAUUGGAAAUUACCUUAAAAAUUUCAAGCACGCUACAGCGCAGAUUUUCGCAGAUAUGGAUUGAAUCCAGUCCUUAAGUUAGUAGACAUAAAAUAGUAAUCUGUAGCACACAGUGAGGUUAUAAUGCAGUAGAAUGAUGUGCUUCCUAUCUUUUAUUGUCACACUUUCCACAAGGCUGCUGUUCCACUACAACACAUACUCUUUCACAAAAUAAAAUGUGUCAUCUGGUGGACAUAAGUAACUGUAAAAAUAAAAAGCCAUUGGCCUUAGAGGCAAUUAUA
Molecule: messenger RNA, 1532 nt
Organism: Coregonus clupeaformis (lake whitefish)
Lineage: Eukaryota; Metazoa; Chordata; Actinopteri; Salmoniformes; Salmonidae
Product: complement C1q-like protein 2
Exons: 3
Coding region: 389-1102 (237 amino acids)
Molecular function (GO): protein binding
Source: RefSeq, a predicted model, not a curated record